Molecule: messenger RNA, 1700 nt
Organism: Cygnus olor (mute swan)
Lineage: Eukaryota; Metazoa; Chordata; Aves; Anseriformes; Anatidae
Gene: MCFD2
Product: multiple coagulation factor deficiency 2, ER cargo receptor complex subunit
Exons: 3
Coding region: 3-434 (143 amino acids)
Molecular function (GO): calcium ion binding
Source: RefSeq, a predicted model, not a curated record
CCAUGGCCCCGAGGGGUGUUGGAGCGGCUCUCCUGUGCUGCUGCCUGGCCGCCUUCCUCCUCGGCGCCCUGGCUGAGGAGCGCGGCGGGGAGGGCCAGCACGCGAACAUUCGCCUCGAUAAGAACCUGGUGCAAGAUAAAGACCACAUCAUGGAACAUUUGGAAGGUGUUAUUGAAAAACCAGAAUCUGAGAUGUCUCCGCAAGAGUUGCAGCUUCAUUACUUCAAAAUGCACGAUUAUGAUGGCAAUAAUUUGUUAGAUGGCCUAGAGCUUGCUACCGCUAUAUCACAUGUCCACAAAGAGGAAGGUGGUGAGCAUACCCAGGCAAUGAAAGAAGAAGAGCUAAUUAGUCUAAUAGAUGAUGUCUUGCGAGAUGAUGAUAAGAACAAUGACGGAUACAUUGACUAUGCAGAAUUUGCAAAAUCACUGGAAUAAGGUUUUGCAGGGGGCUUGUUUCUCCUAGCUAAAUGGAAAUGUGACCUGGUAUAAUGUGAUUUAUUACUCCUGUCGAUCUUUGUGCUGCAGUGUUAGUGAGGAGAGGUGUACCAGUUGCAGCGGAAUUUCCUUGAAAAUUGUACCUGUUAAGAGGCUGGCUAAUACAGACUGAUAGCUGUGUUUGACUGAAUGGUUGAAUCUUGAAGCAUGGAAGCAUCAACAGUAUUCUCAAAUUCCAAUCUUUGAUUAUUGCGUUAUAUAGUACUUGUUUGCUUACGUCUAAUUUUAAAAUGUAAGCAAAAAUAAUUUUAAGAAAAUAACCUAGAAAGCAAGAAAAGAUAACUGCAUGUGUCAAGGAGAUGACUGUAUAUCAAGGAGAAAUUUCCUUACCUUCCCACUAAUUUCAAAGGAAACUUGCAUACAAGUACAGGUGCUUGAAACAGCAAUUGUAGAGGAAAAGUGUGUGAAAGUGGUUUGUGUUGGAGGUCCCCAUGACACCGUAUGGACUUUUAACACUAUGUUGCAAGAAAUUGAUCAUUUUUAAAUAUAUAUAUAUCCUAGUAUACUCUCAAAUGUUAUGUAUAAAUAUGUAUACAUGAUUUUCAAUUUAUUCUCAUCCUCCACAAAUUUACUUUUUAUAUUGCAUUUUACUAAAUUUUUCUCUACCUUCCCUGGUCUCUUCUUACAAAAAUGAAAGUAUUUUAUUACAUUUAUAAUGUUGUAUUAAUGCUGCAUAACAUAUACUAGAGUAGCUUCUGCUAUCUCGUUUUGAAGGUCAUGUUAACAGUAAACCAAUUUAAUAUAAAAGUUUCAGUUCAAUUUGAUUCUUACAGUAUUAGCCAGCAGGAUAAUCUGUGAGCAAGUAAUGCUGCCUUGUUGAGGUUUAAGUUCAUUUUCCUUGACGCUUAAAUUAUGGUGUUAAUUUCAGGAGUUAAUUUCAUAACUAACAGUUUCAAGAUACUUGAAUGUUUGUGAACAAACAUGGUUCUAGGAAUGUUUUCAUUGUCUUGAGUCAAUAAUUGGUAAGUCAAGCAGUUGAAGGAUAUUAAACAAGUGGUGUAUUGCUGCUUUGUUGGUAUUUGGUAACUAUAAAGCAUAACAGAAAUCUUAAAUUGCAUUCAAUCAUUAUCCCUGAAUAGAGAACCUAAAUGUUAGCAUUUCUCUAAAAUGUAUAAAGAGCUAUUUUCUGUACAAAAUUAUUCUUAUACAAGAGAAACACAUUUGUAAAAGAAAUUACUUCCUUUGUUUAAAUGUUUGAGCAACGAA